UGCAUCGGCUUGGCCGCCGCAGUGCUGCUGCUGCCGCUCAUCAUGAACGUCGCCGGGGCCGACGACCUCGCGUCGACGACGACUACAGCAACGCCAGGAUCGGCCGAUCGACAGAGAAUCGACGAUCUGAGGAACAGUAUUUUCCAAUCGCUCGGCCUCACGAGGAUACCGGAUUUGACCAGAGCGAACAUCAGCCAAGCAGAAUACGAACGAGCCCACAAGGAGUACUACCAUCUGACGCGCUCCCGCCGCAGUAUAACGAAUGAAGAGGAAGGCGAAGAGUCAAGCCACUACCACAGCACUAGGAGGAAGCUCUUCAGCGCCUACGCUCAGCAGAUUACGAGUACGGAGGAUGGCUCGGUGCUGAACUUUUCAUUGGAUAUCAACGAGUACGCACCUCCGCAGCUGGACUCGGCGACGUUGAGGCUACUUCUGGAUCACAACGAGGACGACCGUGAAGACGAUCGGUUAGAAAUUCGAGUCUACGACGAGGCGUUCAAUCUGUUGAGUCAAUUAUCGACGAACGAUCCGGGCAACAUAAGAAGACGUUGGCUUGAAUUUGAUCUCGGAGACGGUCUCGAAUUGACGGAAGAUCCGCUGAGGUUGAUGGUCCAAGUGCUGCGAAAGAAUCGGCAGAAGGACGACGCGAUCUACCACCGAAUCGAGAAGGCCGCCCUGAAUCUCCACACGAGCGAGCAGCCGCCGUCCUGGCUGACGGUGUUCCGCGGCAAGCGCUCGAUCGGCGGCGAGUCGUCGCGGCUGCCCUCGCUGCAUCGGGGCCGACGAACCGAGUGCCACGGCAAGGGGGCCAAGCGCUGCUGCCGCCACCACAUGAGCGUCACCUUCAAGGAGCUCGAGGGCUUCGACUUCAUCAUCCAGCCGAAGAACUUCGACGCGGGCUACUGCAAGGGUCGCUGCCCGCCGCGCUACAACCCGGCCCACCACCACGCCCUGCUGCAGAGCCUCAUCUGGAAGGAGGACAGACACAAGGCACCGAGGCCCUGCUGCGCCCCGAGCAAACUGGCCGAGCUCGAGAUCCUCUACUUCGACGAGGACGACUCGACCAAGCUCAAGGUGUCCAACUGGAAGGACAUGCGGGUGCUCGAGUGCGCCUGCUCCUGAAUUGCCAGAUUUUUUGUAUUAUGCUUGUUGCAAUGGGGAUCAGGCAUUGAAUUAUGUCGCAAUCCGACAGCUGCGUCACAAUUCCGAUUAUUGAGCGAUCCGCGCCGAUACGCGUCGACGUCGUCUCGGUUUACGAGUUGUGCUAAUGGGAUCCGACGAGCGACUUCCGAGCGGCACCAGUACGAAACGCGCACGGACAACAGAGAACGAUCGGUACGCGCCGAUUGAUCUUGCUCCGAGGACGAAGAAAAAAGACGCCGAGAUAAUAAGAACCAAUUUUCUGUGUACAUAUCUGUUUAUGUAUUUAUAACGUGUGCAUGCGCAAUGUCAGUGCUAAGCGAGUGCGUCUUUGCGUGUGUCUGUGUGUGGCUGUGUGCGAGGGAUAUAUAUGCGUAUACGACGAGUAUCGGUCAUUAUAUACGAGGAAUUCGCUACACAUGCUCUCGGCCGUCGCCCGCGCGCGCACUACGGUGAUUCACUCGAAAAUAAAAAGAAGAGCGACGUACGCGCAUUGGUUCCGUCCUAUAUGUACUUGCGAAACCUCUAAAAUUCAGCUCAACGAUACGGUCCUUAGCUCUUUUUUUCUCUCUCCUUUUUUUGUUCUUCUCUCUGCGCUCUGCUCGUUGUUGAGGAGCAGUAAAAUGAAGCGAACAUCCGUCACCGUAGUCUUGGCCACCGCGCUGCGGCGCCUACCUGUUGCCUACCUAUAUGUAUAUAUAUCUGUGGUGUAUGUACACGCGGCAUUUGCCACGGCAGUUAAUUUUUCGCGCGCCCACCAAAGUCUCGAGGAAGAGAUAAUAAAAAAAUAAAACAGUAUAUUAUACGCCUAGAUAUGUGCUCGCGACGCUUCCUUGGCUUUAUGGUGAACGAACGACUCGGCAGGAGAAAAUAAAAGGAAACGCACGCUCGUGUGCGAUAUAUCUAUAUCGACUACAACAAAAAAAAAAGGAGUGUAACAUACGUACCGUGUAAAUGCGAGCUCUCUUUUUCCUUUCUUUCGUUAAGUAUGCGCAGUGUGACAUUGUGCACAUGCCGCUCCAGAAUCGCUUGCCCGGCAUUUCACUCAUCUGUGAUAAUAAUUGUAUAUUAAUUUUUUAGUUAAGUUAUAAUUUCGCGCUCUAGGUUUAAGUCGUAUGAAUUUAUAUAUUACCUGUUUUUAUUGUAGAGAUCUUGUCUUGUUGGAGCGAAUCAAACGAUGUACAUACUUAUUAUGAAAUUAUCCGAUACCGAACUGUUAGAAUCGAAUGUAUUAUAAAAUAUUUAACGUAGCCUUAAUUUUGUAAGAUAUUUCUUUUGUACAUUUCGUAUUGUUAUGUAUACACAGCUGUCUGAGUGCAAGUCAACAAAUUGACUUGCAUAACAAACCUCCACUUUCCGAAUCGUCGAAUCGUGGUAAAUAUAACGCCGUCGAGUCGCUGAAACCACUUUUUUUAUUUCCUUGGAUGACUUAUUAUAUACACGAGCACGUCUGAAGACUCGCACUCGUAUUGAAUAUGCUCUUCAUUUUUUGUACUUUUUCAAACGAACGCUCGGUGAGAUUUCGAUGCUUUUUUACGACGACCAUUUUUUUAUGAAAUAGAAAACUUUUCUUCCUUAGCUUUUAAUUUAGCAUUACCCGGCUACAAUUAAGGCUAUAAUUAAUUAAUGUAAGAAUAAUAAUGAUGUGUAUCUGACUGACCUGGUACAUGUUUACUACUUUGUAUUAUAGUUUUGUAUUAUUUUCUUUAUAUUAGCUGUAGA
Messenger RNA from Trichogramma pretiosum, 2862 nucleotides. It is a transcript of the gene mav, whose product is annotated as protein 60A. The coding region runs from base 43 to 1122 and encodes 359 amino acids. The record is from RefSeq and is a predicted model, not a curated record. Lineage: Eukaryota; Metazoa; Arthropoda; Insecta; Hymenoptera; Trichogrammatidae. Gene Ontology annotation, molecular function: growth factor activity; cytokine activity. Gene Ontology annotation, cellular component: extracellular region. Gene Ontology annotation, biological process: SMAD protein signal transduction; BMP signaling pathway. The transcript has 4 exons.